This is a messenger RNA of Saccharomycodes ludwigii, 321 nucleotides long. RefSeq names its product Hsp10p (gene HSP10). Gene Ontology annotation, molecular function: metal ion binding; ATP binding; protein-folding chaperone binding. Gene Ontology annotation, cellular component: mitochondrial matrix. Bases 1 to 321 code for a protein of 106 amino acids. The record is from RefSeq and is a predicted model, not a curated record. The transcript has a single exon. NCBI's taxonomy places the organism in Eukaryota, Fungi, Ascomycota, Saccharomycetes, Saccharomycodales, Saccharomycodaceae.
AUGUCUGCCCUAUUGAAAUCUGCCAAAUCAAUUGUUCCAUUAUUAGACCGUAUUUUAGUUCAAAGAGUUAAAGCUGAAGCAAAGACUGCUUCUGGUUUGUACUUGCCAGAAAAAAAUGUUCAAAAAUUAAACCAGGCUAUUGUUUUGGCCGUUGGUCCUGGCUUUACCGAUAGUAACGGUAACAAGCACACUCCAUCCCUUAAAGUUGGUGAUCAAGUUUUAAUUCCAGGGUUUGGUGGUUCUCCAAUAAAAAUAAAUAACGAUGAAGAAGUUAUCCUAUUUAGAGAUGCUGAAAUUUUGGCCAAAAUUGAAGAUCAUUGA